Messenger RNA from Dreissena polymorpha, 5996 nucleotides. RefSeq names its product malignant fibrous histiocytoma-amplified sequence 1 homolog. The record is from RefSeq and is a predicted model, not a curated record. The transcript has 4 exons. Gene Ontology annotation, molecular function: protein binding. Lineage: Eukaryota; Metazoa; Mollusca; Bivalvia; Myida; Dreissenidae. The coding region runs from base 1083 to 4619 and encodes 1178 amino acids.
AUCCAUUAUGGAAAAGCCAACAGUGCAUUUGUGAAAGCUAAACAAACUUAAGUAGCCUUUUGUGUGAUUGAAAUGAGAACAAACAUAGCAUACACUUCAAUGUAUCCAUGUCUUGCAAACAUUGAAUGGUCAUAUUGAGAAGGAAAAUUACUACAGGAUUACAUAUUAAAAUAUGCUGACUAAAACACAAUCAACUGUUAAUUGUGAAUCCAGAAUACAACAACUAUGACAAUGGUAGCUAGGGAUUACAGACCUGCUUAAAUAUUUCCUGUAACUGGAUUUCUACACAUGCUGUAAAGUCUGACUAUUGCAGGAUUAAAAUCAAAUCGCUGUUAAAUGAUUGGCAAUUUAACAAGUUCUGAACUUAAAAUUUCUUUAAACAAUUUGUGAUGUGUGAUUUUAAAAACAGAUCAGUAACUGCCAUUUAAAUCAAAUAUAAUUCCCAAUGUGACAGAGAUUCAUGGAUUUACACAGUUUAGUGAUUGAAAUUAAUAAAAAUUUAAUAAGCGAGUAAUGAUAAUGUUGCAUAUAUAUUAAUAUAAUUCCUAUAUUUGUAUCAAAAUAAGGCAAGAUUGUUCAUGUUACAUACUCCAAUUUAAUCCUCAAGACAAACAUGGGAUAAACCCCUGAUUGUCCAUAGUCAAAAUGUGCUAUAAUCUGACACAACCUAAAGAAGACAAAAUGUGCAAUAAAAUGACAAGAUGUUUGAAUACACAGUUGACUUUAUCUCUCUCACCAUGUUAAAUAGAAAUUGAGGAUAAAAUAUGCACAAGGAUGAAUAUUAGUAAAAGUUUUUGUUUUUAGAGAGGUCAAUAAAUUGAAAUGUGCAUGUUCAAAACUGAAGAUUUGAAAAAAUCUGUGAUUUUAAUUAUUAAAGAUGUGCUUUCUGUGAUGCCAAGAAUGUAAAUAUUUGUUUAUUUGAAAAAAGUACUUUGUGAUGGGGAAUAAAUGAGAUAUAACAUUUGGAGGGAGAAGGCCAAUCGUAAUUAACAGAGGAAUUUAAACUUAAAACAAACUAAUAUACAUGGAUUAAUAUGAAUUUGUCUUGUUUCUGUCAAUAACAUACAGUAAAUAUACAGAAAAUGUUGAAAAAAGCAAGAUUUGCCAAACCUGUUCAGCAAAUGGUGGAAUAUGGGACUGAGCCUGCCAAAAUGGAGAAGCAAGGCUCUGCCAAGUCUAAAAGCGGGUCAAGGGAGGGAAGUCCUUCAAAAUCAGCAAAAAAGACGCCAAGUCCAAACAGAAAGUCAAAGUCUCCCAACAGAAAGGGAACCCCAGGUGAACUUAAGUCAGCCAUGCGAAAGGGAAGUGGGAAAGACAAAGUGAAGAAGAAAACAAUUGUUAAGUCCCCCGAUCUUACGGCAGACGGACUAAGGAUCAUUGAUAUGUCUGGCCAGGGCAUGACAAUCCUUCCCAUGUCUGUUGUUGGCACAAAUGAUACAGGGGAGCUAAUCCUGGCAUCCAACAAUUUACGAUCCCUACCACCAGAGAUCAAGCGCUUAACAGAACUGAGAAAACUGGACAUCAGUCGCAAUGGAAUACGAUGUACAAAUCCAGGCGACUUUAGUGGCCUUCCAGGGGAAAUCAAAGAACUUGUGAAUUUAGUUGAGCUGAAAAUUUCAGAGUGCAACCUUCCAUACAUUCCCCCAGCAAUCUGGACCCUUACACAUCUUAAAAUACUAGACAUAAGUCGAAACAAGAUAAACAUACUCUCACCCGACAUAGGGGAACUGGUAAAUCUACAAAAACUGAAUCUCCAGCAGACAAACAUCACCACGCUUCCACCCGAGAUUGCAUACUGUCAAGAACUGGAGGAGAUUCUUCUAUGGGGAAAUGUUAUCGAGUCUCUUCCCGAGACACUUCCCGAAAUGUUAAAACUACGCACGCUUGCAGUGAACUACAGAAGCUUCUGUGCCCAAGUGGAUUCCUUUCAAGAAUCCGAAGAACUGUUACGCAAGGGGAAAAUGACCUCCGAGCAUAUUCCACUGGUUGUGUUUGAACUAGCAACACUAGAAGUGCUUGAUUUAGAAAACACCAAAAUAAACAAUGUACCAGAACUUUCAACUAUCUCUUUACGUGAGCUCUAUUUAUGCAAGAAUUUUCUCAGCAAAGUUCCACCCAGUCUUUUUAACCUCAACCAUUUGCAGAUCCUCGACAUGUCCCACAAUCUGCUACAAGUUAUGCCGGACGAAAUCUCGCGAGUCAAAAGCCUGGUAGUGUUACGUCUGAACAAUAAUCAGAUCGAACGAAUCCCACAAAAAAUCAGAGACCUUUCAAACUUGGAGGAGCUCAAUAUUUCCUACAACAGAAUUCGUUACAUGCCUAACGCAGUGGGAGGACUAAAGAUGCUAAGACGUCUUCUGGCUGAAAAGAAUGAGCUUAGCAGUCUGCCUGAUGAAAUUUGCCACCUGGAAAACCUGGAAACACUUGACCUUACAGAGAAUCGGAUCACAGCCUUGCCCAUGAAGAUGCAUCAGUUGAGAAAUAUCACCACUGCUCACAGCUUUCAGAGGCUUUCCAAAUGUGGACUGUGGUUAUACAAGAACCCUAUACACACACCUCCUCCUGAGAUUUGGAAGACAGAAAAACCUGAGAAAAUAUUUGAGUACCUAAAGAAACUAGCCAUCAUCAAAACGGAAAAUCUUCUAAGGCAGAAACUACUCUUUUUUGGUGAGAGUGGCAGUGGGAAAACCAGUCUGAUUAAUGGAUUGGUGCAUAGAAAAUCAAUCCUGACAAAUGGCGAGACUGAUAAAACAAGAGCGUUGACACAAACAAAGUGGAAGACAGACAACAAUGUAGAUUUCAUGCUGCAUGACUUUGGUGGUGACAAGGCUUACUCCAUGCUCUACCCAUUGUUUUGUGAUGCAAAUGCCUUGGUGUUACUUGUUUACAAUCAUGGUACUUACAGCACAGACACCCACUACCAGCAAAUUGGGAAUUGGAUUGAGUUCUUCAAUACAUACAUGCCAGGUGCGGUUGUUAAAUUAGUUGGCACACAUCUUGAUUCGUAUGAUGAAUAUGCAGUUGAGGAUGAAAACGCAAAUUUGUCCGAGAUGCCAUCUAGGUCUGGAUCAUCUACAUCCAGACUGCAAUCACAGAUGUCAGUUCAAUCUAAUAAGUCAGGUCAAUCUGAAUGGUCAAGGUCAGUGCUAUCGGGGAGGUCACUGCAUAGUCGUGCCAGUGUGACCCCAAACUUGGAAACUUCUCCAAAUCUUGAGCAAAUUGAAUCCCUCGCAAACCCCAUACCUCUGAGUCGUAGCAGCAGCUGUCUUAGUCAGUCAAAAUCUGUCCAAGAGCUUGUGAAGACAAACGUCAUGCGACAGAUGCAGACAUACACUGAAUCUCUGAAACAAAAUUUGGAAGAACUGGACACAAGCAUAGAAACUGCUGAGAAAAGCAAGCAACCUAUGCAGUACAUUAAGCACUUGCAGAUACAGCAAAAGAAGGUUGAGAAUUUACUCCUGCAUCCAUUACGCAUCAUGCCUGACAUUGCACUUGUCAGCAACCAUGAAGGCCUCUAUGGAGUGAGAAAUCUUAUUGAAAGUCUAGAACUAAUGGUCAUUGACAACAAACUGUUUCCUAACGCCCAGAGGUCUAUACCAGACAAAUGGCAACAUUUCAAAAUCUCACUUAAGAGGCACAAAACAUACUCUGUGACUUGGAAGAAAGUCGAGACCAGUGGAAAGGAACUUGAAAUGAAAGUAGAAGAGAUUCAGGAAUGCCUACAAUACUUGCAUGACGUAGGGGAGAUUCUCUGGUACAGGGAUGUGCCAUCAUUAGCCAAAAUGGUGUUUCACAAGCCUCGAAUUCUUAUCCAGCUUCUGAUGUCCAUGUUCAGACAUGAUAUGGAAAAUUUCUUGAAUUUCGAGGAUAACAAGGUUUUUCUCAGCAAAGGAAUGUUUGAAAAGGCCGAUUUCAAACAGGCAAGGGAUAUAUUUUUGAGGAAUGGACAAAUCUCACGGCCCCUGAUGAACUGUUUCUGGUUCUUUGAAGAGCUUGAUUAUGACCAUUUCAAUGACCUGGUUGAACUUGUGCCGCACAUAGAUUUCUGUUAUUCCAUACCAGAGCCAAGCAUUCCCAAAGGCGAGUUGUACGCAUACCCGAUUGUAGUUCUUCCCUGGUAUAACAAAGAGAGGGUUGGUACAGAUUUCACCGACCGUUGGAAUGACGCACUAACCAAAAUACACAAACCUAAAAUACUCAUGGUUACCUACGUUUUGCCACUAGGCAUACCAUUAGGACUUUUUGAAAAGAUCACCUGUUUACUGCAAAAGCAUGUAAACACAAGGAUUGAUUGGACCAAUGGAAUCCUGGGCACCACAAAGACAGAGAUUUUGAAAUUAACCAUGCAUGGUGACCAACAAUCUUCUGACCUUGACACAGAAUCUGGGGAUAUUCCAUUGUGUAAGCAGAUAGAAGUGGAAGUUCACCUCACCAUUGUCUCUGAAGAAGACAGUGAAUCAGGGGGCACUACUCUACUCAAGGAGCUUACAAGGGAGAUAACUGAUGUCAUGUCACGGACACCAGGGUUGGUAUGGCGACUGCACACAAGCGAGGAGAUAUGGAGGUUGCCAUCAUUGCAGUUUGCAUUGAAAUCUGUGCAGUUUAGCAAGCAAACCUGAUCUCUCAAUGGCGUUACUGGGAAAAAGUAAAACCAGAUAUAAACAUGAUGUAUGCAUAUAUCAGACAAUUUAGAUAUGGAAUGGCUUUAAAGUUGCAUAGUGCUAAUAUACAAUAUAAUGUUAAAUACAGAGAAAUUAUUACAUCCAUAAACAACCAUAGUACUUAAUACAGCCAUUGUAUUUAAAACAGUCUUAGUAUUUAAUGUCAAAGAUAGUAUGUAAAUUAUAAUCAACUUAAAUACAUUAUCAGUUAAAUAUAACCAUUAUCAGGCAGGUAUCAGAUAUAUCUAAUGCAUUCAUUAUUUUAGCAAAAAUGCAACAUGUUAACUGCAGCUUUGCAGAAUUGUUAAGGAUUUGGACUUGCUGUGAAGUUUAUAUUCCAUGUAUUGUAGCGUACAUAAAUCACUGUUUAUUUUAUGCUUUCUGGUGGUUUAUAGAGAAAUAUCAGUGAAUUAAAACUGAUAAUUUCACUGUUUCAAACAGUGACAAUAAUUUUCACUGUUUACUGUGAAAUGACGUCACUUUUUUUCACGAAAUGACGUCAUUAUCCCAGCGAAAUUCUUAAGUUAAAAUGUUUAACAAUGUAUCAUAGAAAAAAAAUAUUUUCACUUGUGGCUGUGCCACUCGUGAAAAUAUUAUUUUCUAUGCCCCACUCGUAAAAAUAUUAUUUUCUAUGAUCACUCAUGAAUUAAAAUCGAUAAUCCACCUAAUCCAACAAAUAUCCUCUAUUUAUUCACAUGUGAAUUCUAUUGCUUUUAUUGUUCUUUGCUUUCCCUUUUUUAAAUAAAGUUUACAACUGAUAACUCCUUAAUAUUAACAUACUUAAAAAGCAGAUUACUUCAUUGUUUACCUCCAAAAUAUUUUCUUACAGCAUUUUGCAGAACCUGUCAAUCUCAGAAUCUAUGCCAGGUUUUGAACUCUCCAUAUUACAAUAUUUUUUCUAUUUGUCUGUGUGAUAUCUGUGAGAUAGGUAACAAAUAAUAAAAAAUCUACAUGGCAUACAAAAAAGCAAUGAAAAGGCUUGUUUAAUUAAGCAAUCAAUACAAGUAUCAUGUGUUAUAUCUUGUUUUUUAAAGAAUCCAAAAGACUUUAAAUCAAACUGUUUUCAGCUAGUUGUCUCCCUUUCGUUUCCUUCAAAACCAGAUUCAUGUCUCCUUUAGUAUUAGAUGUUUGAAUAAAUAUUUUUGGUUAGGAAAGCUAGUCGAAAUGUUUUAAUAAGAAUAAUGUGAGGAAAUAAUCAAAAUGUUGCUUGGUGAAAGUUUAUCUUACUCGUAUUUUUAUUACGCAUGUGAUUAGCUUUUUACGUAUUGACUACAAAAUGUAUUUUAUAUUUGUUGACGUCUUAGAUAAGUUACCUGAAUAAACUGUUUUACCUUG